This is a messenger RNA of Phanerochaete carnosa HHB-10118-sp, 2906 nucleotides long. RefSeq lists its product as uncharacterized. Gene Ontology annotation, biological process: peptidyl-arginine methylation. The record is from RefSeq and is a predicted model, not a curated record. NCBI's taxonomy places the organism in Eukaryota, Fungi, Basidiomycota, Agaricomycetes, Polyporales, Phanerochaetaceae. The coding region runs from base 49 to 1191 and encodes 380 amino acids. The transcript is spliced from 8 exons. Gene Ontology annotation, cellular component: nucleus; cytoplasm. Gene Ontology annotation, molecular function: protein binding; protein arginine N5-methyltransferase activity.
UGAACCUGAAGAUUAGAUUUGGUGCUGUAACCCUUGCUUUGCCGCAAUAUGGACCCCGAGACCGAAGUCGUUGACCUCGACACAGACGCUACCAUCGAAGAGGCGACAGCAUUUGGCACCCACUUGAUCGAAACUAUUCUCAAUCGCGCGCCGUUCAACAUCGUAAAAGCGCAGAUCGACGCGGGUGCACCUCUGUGGUUCCAAGACGAUGAGGGCACAUCGCCCCUGCAUGCUGCUGCGUAUGUCGAGAAUGAGGAACUGGUGAGGUAUUUGAUUGGCCAGGGCGCGGUGUGGAAUGCAGUCGAUAAUUCGCAUAACAGCUCAGGAGAUGUCGCGUUGUCUAUGAACAACGAAACUAUCUAUACGCUCAUCCGAGAUGCAGGCAUACGCUCCGAGCUACUUCUGGCGCUGCUAUCAUCAAAAGGCCCUGCCGCAAACUCGCCCUUGGCACUAGUUCUCAAAGCCACAGAUUUCACCGCCGCCGGGUUUACCACCACCUAUCUCAACGCACCUCUGCAAUAUAAGAAUGAUGCGCACGGCCAAGAGAUAUGUGUUGUGAACGUCAGCGGCGACGAGGUGGGGGUCAUGAUGGGCUGGGAACGGCCCAUUAUGCAGAAGACGGUCGAGAAACUCUGCUCUGAUCACGAGAACCUCAGGCGGGGUCUGAAGAUCCUCAACAUCGGGUUCGGGCUUGGUAUUAUUGACUCGUACUUUCAAGAGCUGCCCGUCAAGCCUUCGGAGCAUGUCAUCAUCGAGGCCCAUCCAGACGUUAUCGCGCACAUGAAGGCGACAAGUUGGUAUGAGAAGCCUGGAGUCAAAGUCCUGGAGGGCAAGUGGCAAGAUUUCAUCGAAAGCGAAGAGCUCUUGGCCACUGGCGGUUUCGAUGUGGUCUAUACUGACACUUUCUCGGAGGAUUAUCAAGAGCUUCAGCAGUUCUUUAGCCACGUCCCGGAUCUGCUUUCGGAUCCUGAUUCGCGCUUUAGUUUCUUCCACGGGCUUGGCGCGACUAAUGCUCUGUUUUACGAUGUGUACACACAUGUCUCGGAGCUUCAUCUUGCGGAGGCGGGCGUGGACGUCGAGUGGAGUGAUGUUGAUGUCUUCGACAACAGCACUGAGCGAUGGGGCAAUACCCGAGAGUACUUCAGCAGGCGGUUCUACAGGUUACCUAUUGCAAAGAUGCGCGCCCUCUGAUCUGAACUGCUCCCCCAGACUACCAUCCACACCUCACUCGUAUCUAAACGACCCCGUUUGCAAUACGUAUGCCCUGCCUUGGUCUGUUCGCAUCUACGAUGUCGACAACCGGUGUCCAGGCUUCGCUGUACAGAAUCAAAUGAGGUGUCUGGCGGGAGUCUCCGUGACACGAUUGAUGGGUGUCUUGCCUCUUUCGACGAGUAUGGUUUGACAUCAGGCGUAGCACCUAGCACCGCCAUUCACCUGAUAGACGCGACCGGUUUCAUAUAUAAGAUGGGAUGCCAUCCUCGCCUCCUCUUCCAGCGGGUCUUGCUUCUUUCACCACUGUCGGCUGGUUCGACUUUUUACGUGUAUUUUUAUCUUUGCUUUUUCACCAGACUCUAGCCCACGACUUUUCCCUUUUUCUUGGGUCCUCUCGACCAUUUUCGAAAAAUUUAUUCGACACCAUAAGAUGUCUAACCCCUACGGAGGGCAGCAGCCAUACCAAGCCCAGCCCGAUCAGCAGCCGGGCCAACAACCAGGUCAACAGUCAUACCAAUCGUAUCAACCUCCGUACCUGGUGCCUCAGGUUGUUGUAGGAUUCCCUUCAAGUACCAUUUUGCGCUUUACUCCUCAUGAGGAGCCUGACCUUGUCGUUCCGUACGAGCUGAAGCCCUUCGUGAGUCUCUUGUUAUGAAUAUCCGCACGCGAAUCCCUGAAUUGGUCGUACUAGUUUUCAGACGACGUCUGGGCUGCUCGUAUCCCGGCCAUCACCCGUAAAGCUUCGCGCUACUACAAGAAGGGCCUCGAAUGGGUCUGGCUGAUCCUUGGCUUUGCGUAAGUUCGGCAAUGAAGUGUAGUACUACCGUUCUUUGACGUCAAGCAUGUCAGGACCAUCAUUGCCGUUCCUAUCGCCAUCUACUAUGUUGCACUCCAUCAUUUACCCGAGGAUGCUGACGACAAGAAGGACGAUAAGGACGACCACUGGUGGGACUUGCAUCCCUUUGAUCGCACCUGGAAGGCUCGCCUCAUCAGCUUGGCGGUCUGGAUUGUGCUUAUGUUCAUCGUCUUCAUGCCGAUGAAAAUCUGGAAGUCGGGCGGCAAGGCAAACGUGAACAAGAUGCUGCAGCAAUGGGAGGCCGAGGACAGGGCCGUCCGCCCUGUCGGGGCUCCCUAUCCGACUCUAAAGAUGAAGCAACCGGGGAUCAUCAGCAAGAGCAUUGUGGGUAUUCUCUCUGAAUCACGACAUAAGCAGUAACUGAACGGUCUGUAGAAAAUCUCUGUGACGAUCCCUCCUGGCCCCGUACCUUCCAUCUACCAGCCUGGCUCGCAGGCACCCCCAGUGAGUGUCCUACACGACCUCGCGUUAAACGUCUCCCUAAUCUUUCCCAGCAGUACAUCGCGAACCCGCCCACCGACCCCGCAGCGUCACAGUAUUACCAACAGCCUCAGCAGCAGCCCGCCGCCCAGUGGGGCCCGCCGUCUGCUGGGUACAGCCCCCAGCGCGGCUACAACGAGACGUCACAGGCACCUGGCGCCAUUCCCAUGUACAACACGCGCGACGAGCGCGUCCCUGGCUACAACGGCAUGCCGGUCGAACCAAUGGACGAGAAGGACCCGUUUGAGGAUGUAAAGGUUUAGAUGCCGGUAGCGCUGACUCUUACGGUGUACGAUAGAGCUGGUUACAGUUGUGGUGUGGGACUGCACGAUAUUAUACACGAUCCUUUGACCCGCUG